AUGGCGGCCACUCGAUGGGGAUGCCUGGUUCCGGGGAAGAUAUCAGAGGAUUUUUUCAUGGCAAUUAAGGAGAAUCUGCCCGCUCAGGAUCACAAGGUGUGUGUCAAUUCUGUCAGGAUGAGGGCUCAGGAUCACAAGGCGUGUGGUCAUGAUGUUUGCCUUCAUCUGCUUCUAUUGAACCAUUUCUUUGAUACCAGUGAUAGAAUACGUGUCAAAGGGAAACGGAAAAGCGGUCUCAUUAGUGCCCCGGAGUGUCCAGCUAAGCGACAGAAAGGUGUAAGACAGUAUCAUUCAUCAGACGAAUCCAAGAUUCUUGCGCAUUUUGUCGCGGUGGCGUCACGUGAUCUUGCCAAGGCGCAAACAUUCGCGGAUAGGUUCGGAUUUGAACGUGCAUACGAUUCGUACGAGGAAGUUGGCCAGGACAGCGAUGUCGUCUGUGUGUCUGGCUGUGUUUCUGUGUGUCUGUGUGUCCGUCUGGCUGGCUGCCUGGCUGCAUGGCUGCCUGCCUGUCUAACGUCGCCAUUUUAUGGCGGGGGCUUCCUGGACAUCGGGAUAUACGUAGUGCAGCUGGCCUGUAUGGUGUUCAAUGAGAUGCCGGUAUUCAUUACGGCCGUGGGAAAUCUGAUGGGAGCGGUGGACGAGAGUGCAGUGAUCGUGCUGAAGUACAAAGGUGGAGGGCUGGCCAACUUGACUUACCACACAGCCGCAGGCCUAUGA
Dreissena polymorpha is the source of this 717-nucleotide messenger RNA. RefSeq names its product trans-1,2-dihydrobenzene-1,2-diol dehydrogenase-like. The transcript is spliced from 7 exons. The record is from RefSeq and is a predicted model, not a curated record. Lineage: Eukaryota; Metazoa; Mollusca; Bivalvia; Myida; Dreissenidae. The coding region runs from base 1 to 717 and encodes 238 amino acids.